GUGAGGAUGCGUGAUGCUCUGAUUUGGCUACCUCCAUGCAAUGACGGAUGCUGAGCUGUGUCCCACCCCCUCGCCCCAUACGGAUGCUCUUUCAUGGUGCCAACAGACGGACAUUACACGGGCGAGAAAAACAACAAACAGCCUUCGUCAUCAGUUCAGAUCAUCUCUGGUGUAGGUCGGUGUUGAUGUCUGAGUGCUGCCAUGGCAAACAGGGGGCCAAGCUAUGGGCUCAGCCGUGAGGUCCAAGAGAAGAUUGAGCAGAAGUAUAAUGCUGAGCUGGAGUCUAAGCUGGUGGAAUGGAUCCUUGUCCAGUGUGGAAAUGACCUGGAACGGCCAGAACCUGGCAAACAGAACCUCCAGAAAUGGCUCAUGAGUGGAACAAUUCUGUGUCGUCUUAUCAACAGUCUUUACCCCAGUGGAAUGGAGCCCAUUAAGAAAAUUACAGAAAGUAAAAUGGUCUUUAAACAAAUGGAGAAGAUUUCUCAGUUCUUGCAGGCUGCUGAAGAAUAUGGAGUCAACAGAGGAGAUAUAUUCCAAACCGUUGAUCUUUGGGAAGGAAAGGACAUGGCUGCAGUCCAGAGGACACUGGUGGCUCUGGGAAGUGAAGCUCUAACAAAGGAUGACGGUUAUUACCUUGGAGACAAAGACUGGUUCCAUAGGAAAACAAAGGGAAACAAGAGGGAGUUUUCUGAGGAACAGCUGCGUCAAGGCCGUAGUCUAAUUGGAUUUCAGAUGGGAAGCAAUCGUGGAGCAUCUCAGGCUGGCAUGACGGGGUAUGGCACCCCACGUCAAAUCAUGCGGUAUGACUCUCCUCGACACAAUGGAGAUGAAAGCAAUCCCUAAAUACAACACUGUUAA
Molecule: messenger RNA, 858 nt
Organism: Xyrauchen texanus (razorback sucker)
Lineage: Eukaryota; Metazoa; Chordata; Actinopteri; Cypriniformes; Catostomidae
Gene: tagln3a
Product: transgelin 3a
Exons: 5
Coding region: 202-843 (213 amino acids)
Molecular function (GO): protein binding
Source: RefSeq, a predicted model, not a curated record